UAGCAGCGCCCCGCCCACGCCCCCCCCCCCGGGUCCCCAGCAGAGCCGGCCCCCAGCAUGGCCCUGCUGGGCUGCCCAGCCUCGUCGUUGUACCCGCUUGCCUGCUGCGGACUCGUCUUUCUCGUCCUCCUCCUGUUCUUGUUCACCCGGACCCGCUGCGGUCGACCCCGCUGGGGCAUCCCGGGCCUGAUCAUGGCCCGCAGCGAGAGGCUGCUUUUUCGGAUCGGGUAUAACCUGUAUGCUCGCACCUGGCUGGGUUACCUCCUGUACCGAAAACAGCUUCAGAGGGCACGACAUCGCUAUCCAGAAGGUCACUCAGCUGUUCAGCCCCGAGUCUUCAAUGGAGUGAAGGUGGUACCCAUUCCAGUCCUUCUUGACAACUAUAGCUACCUCAUCAUUGACACACAGUCCAAGCUAGCUGUGGCUGUAGACCCUUCAGAUCCAAGGGCUGUACAGGCCUGCAUUGAAAAGGAAGGGGUCUCCUUGGUUGCCAUUCUCUGUACCCACAAACACUGGGACCACAGUGGGGGCAACAGGGAAUUGAGACGACAUAAUAGAGGAUGCCGGGUCUACGGAAACCCUCAGGAUGGGAUUGCUCACCUCACUCAUCCUCUCUGUCAUCAGGAUAUGGUGAGUGUGGGGAGGCUUCAGUUCCAAGCUCUGGCCACCCCAGGUCAUACGCGGGGCCACAUGAUCUAUGUGCUGGAUGGAGAACCCUACAAGGGCCCCUCCUGCCUUUUUUCAGGAGAUGUGCUCUUCCUCUCUGGCUGUGGCAGAAUAUUUGAAGGAUCACCUGCAACUAUGUUGCACUCGCUGGACCUCAUCAUGGGCCUAGGAGAUGAUACCUUGCUUUGGCCUGGUCAUGAAUAUGCGGAGGAGAAUCUGAGCUUUGCUGGUCUGGUGGAACCAGAAAACAUGGCGCGAGAGAAGAAAAUGCAGUGGGUUCAGCAGCAGCGCCUGGAAUACAGGAGCACGUGCCCAUCAACCAUUGGAGAGGAGAAGACAUACAACCCAUUCCUGAGGACCCACUGCCUUGCUCUGCAGGAAGCCCUGGGACCGCUCCCUGGCCCAGGUGGGGAUGCUGCCCCUUCCAGAGCCCGACUGCUUGAAGAACUUCGGAGGCGCAAGGAUCAGCACAAGGGCAAAUGAUACCCCUAUUUGCUGGGAUCCCUUUUAAUUCUCCACUCCCUUCCUUCCCUAUCAUUAGCACAUCUGCUCUCCCCGGUAUUGCCUAUCUUCCCCUUCAUUCUGACAGAGGAGGGAGCAGGAAAAGGCAUCGAUUUCAUGGUAGACUUCAAAAGGAGGGUGUGGAUGGAAAGUGAGACCUCAAGGCACAGGGAGCUGGCCACUGAUGAUGGGGUUCAUGGGUGGGGAGAAGAAGAAAACUAAGAGGAUUCCCCCAUCCCUCAACCCCUACAGCCACCCACCUUGGUCCCGGGGUUUUCUUUGAAGGUAGGUUGGGAACCUAUGAAGAAACUGGACAGUUGAGGUCUUCUGGGUCAGCCUAUCGAGCCAUCUCUGCUACACUAACCCCUUGACCUUCACCACUGGAAGCCUUCAUCCAUCCAAAUCCUGGCUGUCCAGUGCUGCUUUUUCCCACUAAAGACUUCAAGUAGAAUCCAGUGGCAGGGGAUGAAGGAGGGAGUGUCAGGUGAGAUGUGGACCACUGGGAUUUAGAUCUAAUCCUUUCUAAUCUCUCCCUUCUCACCCUGCCUCCAGGGACUUGGACGUGAAGUCCUCCAAGGGGAUCAUCUAGUGUUGGGCUUCUUUUGGAAAAAGAAGUGGGGUUCGCUGUCUACCUUUCAUUCUCCCAGAAUAAUCCCCUCCCUUAAAAAACAAAAGCCCUUUGUCCACUGGUUUCCCCGGUGUCUACACCUCCUGGAGGGCUCCAAUUUACCACAAGGACCUAAAGAAAAUGGAGAGGCCAAGGAGUUGUCCCUUUUCCUUCUUUCCAGAUGCUCCUCCCCCUUGACUGUACUUCAAUGCCUUGCCCCUACCCCAACUUGGGAAAAGAAAACAUUUCUUAAAAAGACCGAUUUGCUUGACUACAAACUCAAGACCCUAGAGAGGUUGCUGAAGAUCUUAAAAACAGGGACCUGCCUAUUCUAGUAGAUAGCACUUAUUUCAGCAUCAGGAGCCUCCAAGGGUCAUGCUGACCAAGCGCUUUGCCUCUGUCCCCCCAAGAGAGAGACCCCAGAGCUUCCUGUUCCUUUGUCUCCAGCUUCUUAUUCAUGUCUUCAUCUUUAUCUAACCUGAAUCCCUCUUGCUGUACUCUCCAUCUAUUUCCUUCUGUCUUUAGUAGAGAUGGAAAAUAUCUGGAAUAUGAAAUAACCCUUCUGAGCGAAGAUCAAUUAUUGGACCCCUUCAGCCCUCCCUCAUCAUUUUUUAUUUUAUUUUACUGGACCUGUGAUUUCAUUGGUACAAUGAGUUCCCUAUGAGAAUGCUCCCUUUCCCAGUGCAGAUUGAUUGCUACCUGCAGCUUGAGUAGUCUUGAGAAUUGGCUAGGGCAUCCAGCCAUUGUGUAUUAGAAGCAGGAUUUGAACCCGUCUUCUUGGCUCUGAGGUCUCUUCUUCAGCUUUUUCUCCUUUAUAAAUAUUGACCAGUUAAUGGUUUGAUUGGUUGGUUGGGUUUUUGAGGGAGAGUUAAUGAUCAACUCUUAAGUAGGAUUAUAGCAGUGUGAACCUAAGGCUUGAAAUGAUAGUAAUCUUGAUUUGAAUGGAGUGAAAACAGCCUGACCAAUUUCCAUUUCCCCCCCACCUCCCCAACUGUCUAGUUUUAAAGGUUUAGGUUAGCCCAGUCACUUUUAUUCAAACAUCCAGAAUGAUACAUCAUUACUGUUUAAAACUAAUGGUUCACGUGGGUUAGUGUUGGCAAUCCAGAUAAAACUUCUGCUCCUUCUUAAGACAAGGCCAUCUGCUAUAGACAGGAAGAUCUUUCUUCCUGGUAUUCUUGCCCUGCCCCUUCUGUAUAACUAACUUCCUAUAUGUGAAAUUUUUCCUUGAUAUAAACUCACAACUUUCUAGCCAAUUGAGGCUUACCAGCCUGAGGGGAAAAGCCAAUCAGACACCCCUGCUAGAGGGCCUGUCUCUUCCCCCUCCCAGAGCAAGGUGUGACCCAGGUGUGCCCAAUACAAGAGGGACAACAUCAUCAGGUCAGGAAGAUGCCUCUUUCUGGACCCCCUUCUUCUUGCUACAACCUAAUGAUCAUUGUACCACACCCUACGUACCAUUUCCCCUGUGGUGCCAGUCAUUUCUUUGCCCCACAAAUAACUGUGAUCCAAUUGUAUAUUUGUGCCCUGUGUUCCCUUUAUUUCCCCACCUGUAUAAUGUUAAGCCUUCCUUUGUGAAUUACUGUAUCCCUAAUAAAAGUUUAUUUUUUUUUUGCAUUCAUAA
Molecule: messenger RNA, 3392 nt
Organism: Dromiciops gliroides (monito del monte)
Lineage: Eukaryota; Metazoa; Chordata; Mammalia; Microbiotheria; Microbiotheriidae
Product: probable hydrolase PNKD
Exons: 9
Coding region: 58-1149 (363 amino acids)
Cellular component (GO): mitochondrion
Molecular function (GO): hydroxyacylglutathione hydrolase activity
Source: RefSeq, a predicted model, not a curated record